Grus americana (Whooping crane) is the source of this 1887-nucleotide messenger RNA. Its product is annotated as arylacetamide deacetylase-like 4. NCBI's taxonomy places the organism in Eukaryota, Metazoa, Chordata, Aves, Gruiformes, Gruidae. The transcript is spliced from 4 exons. Gene Ontology annotation, cellular component: membrane. The record is from RefSeq and is a predicted model, not a curated record. Gene Ontology annotation, molecular function: carboxylic ester hydrolase activity. Bases 34 to 1266 code for a protein of 410 amino acids.
AAGACAUUUCGGAUCCCUUUGCUGCUCAGCAAAAUGGCAGUUGUUUACACACUGCUGGUGUUAUUCUUAGCAGUUUUUGUUGCUGGAUUUAUAUUGUUGGUCAUGGGGGCAAUUAACUUUGAUUUCUCCAACUCAGAAAUUCCUCCUGGAGUGAAUCAGCCUGUAAAGCUCCGAAUCAUUCAUAUAAUCUUAAUAAGCAGAGCUGUGGUGGGAAAGAUUUUGGAAAAUAUUGGCAUCUGCAGUCAGGUUAGCUUUGUCCGGUACAUGCAAGAUAGAAAGACUCCAGGAGUGGACCUGAAGCUCUUCAUCAAGGACCUGUUGUUUGAGAAAGUGCCUGUAAGGAUUUAUCAGCCUAAGGUUCCAUCUGCCUGCCAAAGGAGAGGAGUUAUGUUUUUCCAUGGAGGAGGAUGGGUAUUUGGAAGUCUUGAGACCCAUGAAAAGCUAUGCCGCUCAAUUGCCAGAGAAAGUGAAUCAGUGGUUGUAUCUGUUGGGUAUCGUUUAGCUCCUGAACACAAGUACCCUGCUGCAUAUGAAGACUGUCUUAAUGCCACCAUACACUUUAUGAAGAAUAUCGAGCACUAUGGUGUGGAUCCUGCCCGUAUAAUUGUCUGUGGGGACAGUGCUGGGGGCAAUCUAGCAGCUGCUGUGAGCCAGACCCUUGCGGGUAGAUCAGACCUCCCCAAACUACGUGCUCAGAUCCUGAUCUACCCGGGCCUUCAGGCACUGGACUUCAAUUUACCGUCUUAUCAGCAGAAUCGAGGAGUCCCACUGUUAUUCCGAGAACGUGCUGCUUUCUACAUCUUACAGUACCUAAAUGGGAAUGCAUCAAAUCUGGAAGACGUCUUGGAGGGUUCCCAUAUUCCUAUAGAUAUUAAAUUAAAUUAUAGGAAGUGGGUGAGUCCAGAUAACAUUCCUGAAAAAUUUAAGGUCAGAGGCUACAAACCACAUGUGCUACUUGACAGUACAACUGAAGUUUAUGAGACAGUGAAAAGAUUCUGUGAGCCCAACCUGUGCCCACUGUUAGCCGAAGAUGCUAUUGUUCAGCAGCUGCCCGAGUCUUUCAUCUUGACUUGCGAGUAUGACGUGCUGAGGGACGAUGGCUUGCUUUACAAGAAGAGACUGGAAGACAAUGGUGUUCGAGUGACCUGGUUCCACCUCGAGGAUGGAUUCCAUGGAAUCAUAAAUUCAUUUAAUACUGACUGGUUGUCAUUUUCAUCUGGAAAAAGGGGUCUUGACAAUAUUGUGAACUUUCUGAAAAGCAUAUAGAAAUUAUUUUCUUCUGUAAGAACUGCCAAUUUUCUGUGGUCUUUUAUGCUUCUCAAUUCCAUAUAAGAGGUAGAUAGGUAGAUAAAUAGAUAGAUAUAAAAUUUGUUAAUGAGCAAUUAUGCCAGUGUGACCACUGAAAAAGAUAUUUCAAGAACGCUAUGAAAGUUUCUUUUAGUGCUGUUUGAAGUACUCCAUGUGCAGUCUGCCUCUUUUUGUGAUCUAUUUGGACAGACACUUGCUACUCUCUCAGUAAAUAUUAAAGAUGCAGUAAAAUUUUAAAUCAACAUCUGGUCUGACCCAUUUUAGUCAACUACGAUCUAUGGUUUCAUUCUUCCUGUAAGAUUAAGUGUGUUUUGGCAAAGGAGAAAGAUACCGAUAUUACAAUGGUACAGUGCAGUGCCUCUGCUGUAUGCUACACAUAGCAUCUGAGUCUAAGAUGCUACGAUCGACUUGCAGAAAAUUUCUAUGCACUAGGUAACUGGUAUUUUAGACUUGAAAAAAUUAAUUCAAAACAACAGAGAUACUCUAUUAAUAGCUUUGUUUAAAUUAUAGUGGAGGAAAUGCUGUGUUUUCUGUGUUUAUCAAACAUACAGUUAUGCUGAAAAACUUGUUCCUGUGAUU